This is a messenger RNA of Closterium sp. NIES-65, 2241 nucleotides long. The record is from the annotation of a GenBank genome assembly. NCBI's taxonomy places the organism in Eukaryota, Viridiplantae, Streptophyta, Zygnematophyceae, Desmidiales, Closteriaceae.
AUGGCUCGGAGCCCGCCGUCGCGCACGGGUUCCGCGUGGCGGGAUACGGCGCCGCUGCUCAUCUGCGCGCUGCUCUCGCUCGCGCUGCACUGCACCCCCUCGGUGCUGCCCGCGGUCGCCGCCGCACCAGGUGCGGGUAAGUCAUUGAAUGCUUCAGGUGGAGAUGGAAGGUCGUCUGGAGGGCUCGUCGAGUCGCUCAACGUGCGCCACAUGCGCUUUUCUCACUUGCUGCGCCUUUCCCACAUGCACGUGAAUUCACCGCAGCGUGGGUGUCUCGCCGUGGCAGCACGUGGCAACACUCACCUGCGCUACCCCGUACCUUACCACCCUCCCCGCCUGCCCCUCUCCUUCCGCCACCACUCAGAUUCUCCGCGGGUCUCUUCAACCCCCUUUCAACCCAACCCAGCCUUCCCCCUUAUCCCACUUCCCGUGCGCCCCUUCCCCUUUCCCCGCUUCCCCCGUUUCCCCGUCCUACGCACGUCCUUUCCAGCGACCCCAGGCGCCACGCGCAACAGCUUCUACCGCUACCACUACCACGUGCGCCGCCUCCCGCCCUUUCUGCGCAACCACCUCAAGCGCGCACAAGGCGGGGGCGGAGGGGGUGUUGGAGGGGGCGGAGGAGGGGGAGAGGGGAGCAGCGCUCCACCGUCCAGCGGGUUACCAUGCACGCCACUCACCACAGCGGUGAUCAUUCCAGUCAACUCGGAGGACGACUUCGCCCGCCGCCUCAAGUACCCGCCCACUGUCACAGUCGUCCUGGAGCUCCAGAACCACGUGCUGCUCACGGCGCCGCUGCUCUUCAACGUGUCCUUCGCCUGCACCGUGCUGCGCUCCACCGCCCGCCCCGCACGCGGCUUCCAGCUGACGCUCAUGCGCACGGACGCGCCGCUGCUGUGGAUAGCGGGCGCCAGCAACGUGGUGGUGCUGCGCGUGUCCUUCUUCCAGCCCUACGCCCUUGACACCUAUGCCUGCCAGGGCAUCCCGUACAUGGGCACUGACGUCAUCUGCCCCGCCAUCCACAUCUACCAGGCAGCCAACGUGCAGGUGGCACGCGGAACGGUGUACGGGCGCAUCGAUGUGUACUGGUCCGUGGCGGUGCGCGUGGACGGCAUGAAGGUGACGGGGCUGGGCGACUUCAAGCGCGGCCAGGGGCUCAUCCGCGUGGCGUUCUGCGGCCACGGGCCCACCAUGCAGCGCAGCGGGGUCGUCAUCAGCAACAACGAGGUCUUUGGUGCCCGCUUCCCCAUAGUGCUGUAUUUCGGGGCGGUGGGAGUGACGGUGAGGAACAACUACGUGCACGACUUCAUAUUCGCGGGCAUCGUGUGCGGCGCGUUCGUGUCGUACGUGGGCGACUGCAUGCUGGCCACCAUCUCCAACAACCUGGUGGUGGCCACGGGGCGGAACAUCAGCGGCGACAUGGACGCCUCGGGCAUCUACUUCAACACGCACUGGUUCAACCCCGGCAACCUAGCGGAGUGCAACUACGUGAUAGGCGGCGACCAGUGCUACUACCUGGACUUUGCGUCGUCGGGUGUGACCAUCCGAGGGGGGGCGUGCAUUGACACGUACGCGGGCAUGAAGGUUAACAACGGCAAGAGCAACGUGAUAGAGGACGUGGUGGUGAAGAACACGCGGUGGACGCCCGGAUGGUCCACAUGCCUGACAGCGGAGGUGGUGAACUGUGGCAAGAAGCCCGGGUCGUACUGGGAGCAGAUGCGCCGCAAGUACUACAACUCGCCCCAGAUGAACCAGAACUGGCCAUGGAUGCAAACGGUGUGCUCAGAGACGGGCAUGAACGGCGCGCCGUGCAACACCAACGCGCGCGGCACGCUCAACGCCACGCAGACGGGCAAGUGCAGCGGGCUGCCCACGCGCAACUCGCUCAUGCUGGUGCUCGUGAGAGCGCGGGACUACGACAUGGACUUCAAGUACUGCGAGAACCUGCCCAACACACCGCGCUUCAACUCGCACCGCUUCAUCAACGUCACCAAUGUCGCUGACGCGCAGUUUCUGGAUUUCGUGGAGGACGACUUGGGCGUGAGAAAAGGGUCGUCGCUUUACAAGGCCCGCCCGAAUUUCAAGAGCUGCCCGAGAAGCGAUGUGGGGCCGAAAAGGCUUUUGGAGAGGUCUUACUAUGAGAACUUUAACAAGGCUAUUCCGGAUGUUUAUUAUGUUACAUUGGGCAUGGGGACCUUGCACAUUCAUGAUCCAACAUUUCUAGUGAGUGGUAAUAAAAUGUAA